AUGCGCUUCCCGCAUUCCUCAAGGCUUAUUCUGCUUUUCGCAGCUGCGACGGCUCGCGCAGCUGAUACCUCAGCUUCUUCAACGACCACGAGUGCCCCGGCAUGCACUGCAGCAUCCAAGAGCGGCGCCGGAGCCUUCUACGACUUGCGACCCGACAUCGCCGUCAAGCCCGAGGAGGGGAAAUCGUCAAAGGGUAUCAUCACCGCAGACUACCACGCUAGAGGCUGGGAUUAUAACCGGAACUUUACCCUCAAUAUCUGUGCCCCUGUCAUCGAACCGCUCGAUGACGUGGAGGGGUUGACAAAGGCUGAAGCCAAGAAUGUCAGCGCGUAUUACACGUACAAGGGGGAGACCUACUCGAUAGGGUCAUCUUCUAUGGACGUUCAAAGCCGAGGGCGUAUACUAGUGCUCCAAUACAAAAACGGCUCGCCCUGCGACAAGAGCAAAUCCAAGCGAUCUCAGGUCCACGCCGGUGCCUCCUACAACAAGUACGCCGACGACAACGAUGACGAAGCUACACCUCUUAAAUAUUUCAACAACAGCGAAAAGAAAGUUUCCGUGGCCAAGGAUGACGCGGAUUCGAACCCCCGUCGCAAGUCCGCCACAAUCUCCUUCCAUUGCGAUACCGAGCAGGUCGGCGGAGCUGCUCAUAUCUCCUUUGUUGGCUCCGACCCGGAUGACUGCGCAUACUUCUUCGAAGCUCGCUCGCAGCACGCUUGCCCGCGGGCUGAGCCCCACCAGCCGGGCAGCGUCGGUCCCGGGGGCGUUUUUGCCAUCAUCUUCGUCAUUGCCGUCAUGGUCUACUUCGGCGGUGGUGUCUUUUACCAAAGAACCGUCGCGCACGCCCGAGGUUGGCGCCAGCUCCCAAAUUACAGUUUAUGGGCUGGGAUCUGGAAUUUUGUUAGUGACAUCUUCGUCAUCGCAACCUCUUCGUGCGCGCAACUUCUGCCUGGGAGGCGGGGUUACCGCCACCUGUCUGGCUCUCCCAGCAGAGGGCGCAAUCGUGAGGACGAGAACAGAUUGAUAGACCAGCUCGAUGAAGAAUGGGAAGAUUAG
Messenger RNA from Colletotrichum graminicola M1.001, 1056 nucleotides. RefSeq lists its product as uncharacterized. The coding region runs from base 1 to 1056 and encodes 351 amino acids. The record is from RefSeq and is a predicted model, not a curated record. Gene Ontology annotation, biological process: vacuolar transport. Lineage: Eukaryota; Fungi; Ascomycota; Sordariomycetes; Glomerellales; Glomerellaceae. The transcript is spliced from 3 exons.